AUGCGGGCGGAGGAGCCGCUGGCGCUGGCGGCCCCGCGGGCGGGAGGAGGAGGAGGAGGAGGAGGAGGAGGAGGUGGUGGUGGUGGUGGAGGAGGCGGCGAGGCGGAGGCGGAGGUGCCGGGCGAGGAGCGGAGCGGCGGGAGCUGCUGCAGCAGCGAGCGGCUGGUGAUCAACAUCUCGGGGUUGCGGUUCGAGACGCAGCUGCGGACCCUCUCCAUCUUCCCCGACACGCUCCUGGGGGACCCCAGCCGCCGGGUGCGCUACUUCGACCCGCUCCGCAACGAGUACUUCUUCGACCGCAACCGGCCCAGCUUCGACGCCAUCCUCUACUACUACCAGUCCGGGGGGCGGCUUCGCCGGCCGGUCCACGUGCCCCUCGACAUCUUCCUGGAGGAGAUCCGCUUCUACCAGCUGGGCCAGGAGGCCAUCGAGACCUUCCGCGAGGACGAGGGCUUCAUUCAAGAGGAGGAGAAGCCCCUGCCCCAGCACCACUUCCAGCGCCAGGUCUGGCUGCUCUUCGAGUACCCCGAGAGCUCCGGGCCGGCCCGGGCCAUCGCCAUCGUCUCCGUGCUGGUCAUCCUCAUCUCCAUCGUCAUCUUCUGCCUGGAGACCCUGCCCGAGUUUCGCCAGGAGCCCAAGGGCGUCCAGCCCGGCUUCGGGGAGGCGGCACUGCCCGGAGAUGAGGCGCUGCUGCUGCCGCCGCCACCACCACCACCGAGCGGGACUCCGCCACCCCUGCGCCCGGCCGCCGGCGCCGGCCCCUUCUUCACCGACCCUUUCUUCCUCAUCGAGACCCUGUGCAUCAUCUGGUUCUCCUUUGAGCUCCUCGUCCGCUUCUUCGCCUGCCCCAGCAAGCCCGAGUUCUCCCGCAACAUCAUGAACAUCAUCGACAUCGUGGCCAUCAUCCCCUACUUCAUCACCCUGGGCACCGAGCUGGCCCAGCAGCAGCAGCAGAAGCAGCAGCCCGGCAGCAGCAGCAACAACGGGGGCCAGCAGCAAGCCAUGUCCCUGGCCAUCCUCAGAGUCAUCCGCCUGGUCAGGGUCUUCAGGAUCUUCAAGCUCUCCAGGCACUCCAAGGGGCUGCAGAUCUUGGGGAAGACUCUCCAGGCCAGCAUGAGGGAGCUGGGCCUCCUCAUCUUCUUCCUCUUCAUCGGGGUGAUCCUCUUCUCCAGUGCUGUCUACUUUGCAGAGACUGAUGAUCCCGACUCCCUGUUCACCAGCAUCCCUGAUGCUUUUUGGUGGGCGGUGGUGUCCAUGACCACCGUGGGCUAUGGGGACAUGUAUCCCAUGACAAUCGGUGGCAAGAUUGUGGGCUCCUUGUGUGCCAUCGCGGGUGUGCUCACCAUCGCCCUCCCUGUCCCCGUCAUCGUGUCCAACUUCAACUACUUCUACCACCGAGAGACUGAUCACGAAGAGCAGUGCCAGUACACCCACGUCACCUGUGGCCAGCAGCAGUCACCCUUCUCUGAGCCCAAGAAGGGGGACAGUAAUCAGUCUCUCAGCAAAUCUGAAUUCCUGGAGGCAGAAGACCUGGAGUCCAUGAAAUAUUCCAACUUCAUUCCUCCCAACAACCAGGGUUAUAAAGAGAAGAAAAUGCUGACAGAGGUGUGAUCGGUUUUGUUAGCCUGGGUCCAGACACAGAGCUGCAAGCUGCUGCUGCACAGCCGUCUUCCUACUAGCAGCUGGAUCUUUUCAGCAUUUACAUGCCAGACUGUGAACUGUGAUACCGUAAACAGAAUGAUUGUGAUAAUGGGCUCUUCUGUCCUGAUUUGCUGUUUCUCAUUACCGUGUGCAGGCGGAAAUGUUCUUGCUUUAUUCUGUGGAGUGCUAGCUGUCAUCCCCCACUCCCUCGUGCAUUUCUUUCUCUGUUUUUGAAGACUGCUUUAAUCCAAUGUUUGCUCUGAAACCUAGCCUUCCUACUCCACUAGCAGAGAAGCCCUUGCCACUACUUCGGCUGAAGGAUUUGGCAGGGAGUAAACAGUUAAAGGGGCUACAAACAUCUGGCUCGAGCUGUGCCCUUAGUUCUUGUGCCAGCGCAGUGCCCUUGGCUGGGGGAUCGGUCACGCCUGCCAUGCCAUUGCCUUUGAAUAAUGGAAACGCUGUAGCCAGCAUCACAGUGAGCUCUGCAGCUGUAGGGGAAAGUCAGCAGGCAGCCGCCUGCCUUCUUUGCAACUCUUGGCAUGCUAAAGACCCUCUUGGUUUGUGUUUCAAAAAAGGUGCAUAGGUCUAAAAGCUCUUUGCUACUUGCGACCAUAUACUGUUUACCAAAAACAGGCUUAUAGAAAUCAACAGGCUUGGUGAAGAUGCUCUGUGUUUUGAGCUUGCUUCAGCCUUAUUUAUGCCAGUGCCCUGAUGUUAAUUGGCUUUUACAGUACCAACUUAAUCUUCGUAGUGGUAAGUGCCUUCUGAUGCAAGGCACAUUUGAGUAAAAUCGUUUGUUAUCUCCACAGUUUAUGUCCACACAAUAGCAUUUAAUGAGAUGUACUUUAUGCUUCCGAUACCCAGUUCUGUAUUCAGGCACGUGAGAGCAAUUGACUCCGCUGCGUUUUUAUUGAAGCGUUUGUAUAGCUGAGGGAAGUUUGCAUGUUGGUAUUUUGUUGACAUUGCUGAAACACCCUGACCACAGACAGCUGCACUUGUGCUGUCUGAAGAUUGCACUGAUUUAGCAGGUCACAGGCAUAAAUUGCCCCAGGGUAAGUGUGUCAACAUUUGAGAUUUAGACUGGCACGGAUACAAACUUCCCUAAGCCAUCUGCACAAACCCAACAGCAUACCCCAGGCCUUUCAAAUGAGGGGAGGAACAGCUAGCCUUGAAGAGGUGCUUUUGCUGUAUUACUGAUCUAG
Harpia harpyja (harpy eagle) is the source of this 2843-nucleotide messenger RNA. RefSeq names its product potassium voltage-gated channel subfamily A member 6-like. NCBI's taxonomy places the organism in Eukaryota, Metazoa, Chordata, Aves, Accipitriformes, Accipitridae. Bases 1 to 1611 code for a protein of 536 amino acids. The record is from RefSeq and is a predicted model, not a curated record. Gene Ontology annotation, molecular function: protein binding; delayed rectifier potassium channel activity. The transcript has a single exon. Gene Ontology annotation, cellular component: voltage-gated potassium channel complex; membrane. Gene Ontology annotation, biological process: protein homooligomerization; potassium ion transmembrane transport.